This is a messenger RNA of Nematostella vectensis (starlet sea anemone), 2568 nucleotides long. RefSeq lists its product as uncharacterized. The transcript is spliced from 2 exons. The record is from RefSeq and is a predicted model, not a curated record. NCBI's taxonomy places the organism in Eukaryota, Metazoa, Cnidaria, Anthozoa, Actiniaria, Edwardsiidae. Bases 160 to 2463 code for a protein of 767 amino acids.
GUUUACAACUCGAGUCAAAGAAAACAUCAUCGCUAUCACUUUUGUUCUUCUGCGCUUCUCAAAUCGUUUGUAGGGGCUCUCAAGUUGGAAUCUAUGAAAAAAGUUAAUUACCUGUAAAUGCUGAGGGAUCAGCGAUUCGUUGUCCAUUAGAAUCUGGAGAUGGGGAAAACGUUAUCAAAACUCAAGAAGAAACAAAUUCAAAAUUGGAAUUCAGUUCCACAAAAUGCAUGGAUUUUGCAGUUUUCAUUGCAGUCAACACCACCAUUACAGGAGCAUCAGUUCAGUCGCCAUGCCAACAGAUGUCCAAUUUUCACAUGGCCAUGUCCAGAAUGGAUAGAAGAAAACCUGUUCCACAAACUUGGCCUCAUUGUCGUGCAGGCAUUUCUUGAGAACAACCUGGAGAUGCUUAUGCGUAUCAUAUCACAGCCAAACUGGGCAAUCGAGCCACUAGAUGACUUUGAAGCAAUUCUUAGAUCUAGUGAACAGCCUAAUGAUAUGAUGAAGCAAUUAGAAGAGAAUCUAUUGGAUAUAAAAUAUCAAAAUAAUGUAAGAUUCUUUUUGGAGAUGGAUAAGUUAAGGCAACUUGAAUUACUGAUAACAGACAGCUGUGAUCCACAAUCUCGCUUAAGGGAUGCUAUGAAGUGCAUGACAGAAGGGGUUGAGACAAGAUUGCCUCUUAUGGUCACAGAGUUAUCCUCUCAUGGAAGUAGUUUAAGCUCAGAGAGAGUCCCAACCCCAAAAUUUGAUAAUGUUUUGCCUCUCAACCCAACUGCACCAGAGGAAAGUUCUAAAAGUGGCAUUCAAGGUAGUACACUGGGUAAUCAUGACGUGGGGCAAUCUCAUGGAAGGAAUGAUGAACAAAAUAAUGGUGAUCAAAAUAGCCAAGGUUGUGAUGAAGGCAUAUCAAGGACUCCAUAUAAAAAUGAGAAUUCCAGUAGACCAAGUUGCGGUGUUUAUGAUAUGCACACUCUAAGGCAUUUUGAUCCUGAGAAUGGGCUUAUGGGGAUCUGUAGCCCGAAACAAUCAUGUGGCAUUUACCCUAGUGACAGUUGUACAGAAGAACAUGGGAAUUCAACAUUCAUGCCAGUCGUCAACUCAACUAUCACAUGUACAAUACCAUAUGUAACUCCACCACGCUACUCAACCAUCAUGUCUACCUCUCCACUGUCACAUAUCUCUGAAGUCUCUUCACUGAACCACAAUCGAGAAAGAUGGAAAUCAGCCUUGGAGUGCCCAAACACUUUAUCUCAGUCACACUCCCCAGUUACAAAUAAAGCACCCAUUGAUUAUCACCCAUUGAACACAAACUUGUCACCUUUGGAGGAUUAUCCUUAUCCUGUUGGUACUAUUUCAGGCUUGAAACUCAAGGGUAAUGACUCAUCAUCUGCUAUGGUACCCUCAUACGUACAGCAGCCUGUAGAUUCUUAUAAACGCCCCCCUAAAGUCUUCCAUCAAACCCCAGCUUAUUACUCAAGUUCGCAGAAUGACAGAAGCAGGGAGGAUGUGAUACAAUGGGCACAAGAAUCUCAAGGGAAGGAAUCCAGCAGUAUAAUGCAAACAGCACCUCAGUCGCACGACAGUGCAGACAAAUUCUCUUUACAGGCACAAGUUUCUGAGACAGGGAAUCAGAACUCUAAGAGAGAUUCUAAGGAUUCUAGUCAUUCACCAUAUUCAAGGAAAAGACAACAUGUAAAUUGCCCAUCUCUAUGCAAUGAAAGCAGACAAGCUAACAACCAGUGGAAAGAUGGUGCCAAUCACAAAGAUCCUACUGAUAAUCAUGAUAAGGAAGAUCUGAAAAUUGCUGACACUGAUACAAAUGCUAAUAAUUCUGAUGAGUAUACCAAUGGUCACGAAGAUAGUGAUCUUUGUAAAGAUGUACUCAGCAGUGAUACUGUUUUCAACAAGGAUGACAAUAAUAUUUCUGUCAUUAGCUGCAGCAAAAGUGAUGCUGUUUUGGCUUCCACUUCCACUUCCACUACUGAUACUACUUCUAGUAGCCCAUUUAAAUAUUUCCCAAUUCAUGGAUUUACCAAGGCUGCAAUGUCGCCAAUACCUGCUACUAAAAAAGUAACUGAAACAAAGCCUAUUUACAAUGUUCUACCAUUCCAUGGCCUAACAAGAGGGCAGUAUCAUACUCCACCAGAAUCCAGGGGAAGCACAGACUUGUCUUCGAAGACUUCAAAGCGACAAGCAAGUGAGGUUAUUGAAGGUGACUUAGGUAUUUAUCCAAAGAGAGUGAAGCUUGAAGAAUGUCUAGAUGGAGCUAGAGAAUCAGAUGGCGGGCUUAAGGGUGUGAACACAAGUGAUGAGGAAGGUUUCUUAUCGAAAACGGUCUUGACCAACUGUAGAGUUACUGAUGGGGAAGAUCAGAUUCAGAGCCAUCAUGAUUCUGAUAAUGAAUCAACAGAUGGGGACAAAGAAGAGGAAUGGCAUGAUGCUUUGGAGCCCUCUAAAAAUCACUGAAUAUAUCAUUAUUGGAAGUGACAAAUGGGUCAAUGCAAAACCUAAAAACUUCUCCCCCUCAACCAGGGGCGGAUCUAAGGGUUUUUCUGAUGUUUGAAUUAAAAA